AUGUUGUCGCUGUUCAAAGCUUUUCUCCUCUUUGGCCUGCUCAUGUUCGCAACACAAGAGCUGAAGCCGGUGCAAUGCGUGCCGUCGUCUUCCUCCACAGAUAUGAUUCGCCUCGACGGUGAGCAUUUCAAGGGGGCGUGUGCAAUGGACUUGUCUGACCGACUUUCGAUACAUUACAUCUCCUCACAGGCCGUCACUACUUUCUCCACAAGGCCCCUCCCACGUUCUGCUUUACGUGCGGCUGCCCCAGACCGCCUUGCAACCGAGGCGAAGUUCAUCAAAGCGUUCUUGGCUCGAACCUUGACGAGCGCACCAAGGAUUCGCACAUCAUCCAUUCCCGCGCCCUCAUGACCGAUCCAGAAGAAGCAAUCGUCGAUGCGAGAGAAAUUUUGGAAAAAUCAGUGCAAUACGAAAAUGAAGCACUUUCUGACAGUUUGCUUGCCAUUCGUCAAGAGGAGCAGCCUCCUUGCUACAAGUGCGGAUGUCCGACUCCUCCUUGCUCACCAUCCACCGCCAAAAGCAUCACGCUCCUCGACACGACUCUACGCACUGUGCAAGGUACCAGCGACCAGCUUGUCCAGCUCCAAGGAGAGUUUCUGAAGCGGAACCUAGAGAACAAAGGCUCUGUUGACGGUCCCUCGGCUCGUACGAGGGACGUACGUCCACUCGAGGCCUGA
Ceraceosorus bombacis is the source of this 677-nucleotide messenger RNA. Lineage: Eukaryota; Fungi; Basidiomycota; Exobasidiomycetes; Ceraceosorales; Ceraceosoraceae. The record is from the annotation of a GenBank genome assembly.